This is a messenger RNA of Lethenteron reissneri (Far Eastern brook lamprey), 4710 nucleotides long. It is a transcript of the gene RRN3, whose product is annotated as RRN3 homolog, RNA polymerase I transcription factor. The record is from RefSeq and is a predicted model, not a curated record. Gene Ontology annotation, cellular component: nucleus. Lineage: Eukaryota; Metazoa; Chordata; Hyperoartia; Petromyzontiformes; Petromyzontidae. Gene Ontology annotation, biological process: transcription initiation at RNA polymerase I promoter. Gene Ontology annotation, molecular function: RNA polymerase I general transcription initiation factor activity; RNA polymerase I core binding.
ACGCGGGGCGCGGCAAAUAAAUAAAAAUACUCGAGCAGCACCACGUGACCGGGCGAGUAGCACCACGUGACCGGGCGAGCAGCACCACGUGACCGGUCGAGAAGCAUGGCCGCGCCGGGUGGAGGCGAGAGGCCGCGCUGAGACGGAGCGGGGCUACGCAGAGAGACACAGAGACACACAGAGACACACAGAGAGAGAGAGAGAGACACUGAGACACAGAGAGACACAGAGAGAGACACAGAGAGACACUGAGACAGAGAGAGACAGAGAGAGAGACACUGAGACACAGAGACAUAUAGAGAGACACAGACACUGGGACAGAGAGAGAGAGAGAGACGCAGACACUGGGACAGAGACACACUGGGACACAGAGACGUAGAGUCGUGCAGCGACGGCAGGGGGGGGGCGCUACGGAGCUCGCCAUCAUCACCGUGUUGCCGGCAACAGAGACGGGCCGUGUGUGUGAGAGGGAGAGAGCCGUGGGGGCCUCUCUGCUCGAGAGACGCAGCAGCAGCAGCAGCUGGGGCAGCAGCGUCGUCCCUGGACUUGAGGAGGAGGCGGCGGCGGCGAUGAUGAUGACGGAGGGGGGAGACGCUCGGGACGACUCUGCGCCGCUGCUGUCGCCCACGUCGGCCCGCAAGGGCGUGCGGUUCGGGCAGGGGGUCGUGCAGGCGCUCAGCAAGUUCCGCCAGGGAGACGCGGCAGAGUACACGCUGCUGCUGCGACAGCUCGCGGACCCCGACAUCAAGGAGGUGCAGCUGGAGUGCUGGCUCAAGGAGCUGCGGGGCUGUGUGGCGAUGCUCAGCAAGGACUACGAGCUGCUGGUGUCACUGAUACUGAGGAUCAGCUGGAUGUCGCGUGGCCGUGCGGUGGUGGAGGAGUAUCUCUCCUUCCUCACUCACCUGGUGUCGGCUCAGACCAUCUACCUGCGCUCCUGCCUCAUCAUGCUGCUCUCCAACUUCACCCGCCGCAAGCGCGUGGUGGACGAGGCGGGGGGGGAGUUCACAGACUCCGACGAUGACGACGAGGAUGCGGACAGGUGUUUCCAAAUCUGUCACAAGGCCCUGGAGCUCAUCGCUGGCAUCGUGCCCUCGACGCCCAUGUUCCUGAUGCCGCUGCUGGCGGAGAGGUUCCCGUUUGUGACCAAAUCUCCGCGGACACAGGAGUGCUACGUACACAACCUACUGCGCGUCACCACCUACCUGCCCGUGCUGCGACGCGACGUGCUCGCCCUACUGCUGGACAGGCUGCUCAAGCUCGACGUGAACGCCCCCCGCCAGGACAUUGAGGAUGCGGAGCAGCAGGCGGCCGUCCAGUCGGGCGCCGCACAGGAGGAGGUGUUCCACAUGGAUGAGGACGCGGGUGUGGAGGCGAGGGGCGGGCGAGGAGGAGGUGGGGAAAAGGGCGAAGACGAAGAGGAGGGGGAGAUGGCUCACACGGCCGCCAACACGCUCGAUGUCCUCAUGGCGCUGCUCUUCCGAUACAUCCAUGACACGUGCCACUCCAACGGGAAGCUGGACGUGGAGAUGACGAAGGCUGUGUACCGGGACCUGCUGGAUGCGUUUGACCGCCUGCUGCUGCCCACGCACGCCUCCUGCCACGUGCAGUUCUGCCUCUUCUACCUGUGCAGCUUCCGCCUCGGUCUGGCAGAGGCGUUCCUUGAGCACCUGUGGAAGAAGCUGCAAAACCCCAGCGAGGCAGCCAUCAUAAGGCAGGCAGCCGUGGGCUACAUGGGCAGCCUGCUAGCCCGGGCCCAGUACAUCCCAGUGGGCACGGUGCGCGCGUGCCUGGGGCUGCUGGUGCCCUGGCUGCACCGCUACAUCGACGGGCAGGAGGGCGGCGCGCGGCCCCGCUGCCUCGUGGCGGCGCACGGCCCCUUCUACGCCGCCUGCCAGGCCGUCUUCUACUCCUUCUCGUUCCGCCACCGACAGCUGCUGGAGCCCGACAUGCGCAAAGGCCUGGCGUACCUGCAGAGCCUCAACCUGGAGCGGAUCGUGCUGUGCCGUCUCAACCCCCUGCGCGUGUGCCGCCCACCCAUCGUCAACAUCUUCGCUGCCUUGACGAGGCGGUAUCAGAUCGCGUUCUGCUACUCCAUCAUGGAGAAGAACAGUCGGCAGAGACUGCCCGUGGCCGGGGACACGCUCGUGGGGGCCGCCCCCGCCUCGCACGACCAGCUGGACGCCGUCUUCCCUUUUGACCCCUACCUGCUGCGCCGCUCCAGGAGAGUGAUUGCGCCGUUGUUUCGCGAGUGGAGGAAUGAGGAUCUGGGCGGAGAUCUCGCAUUGAAGGGUCGGCCCAGCAAGAUGGUGGUGGGCCAGCAGCAGGAGGAUGAGGAUGACUUCCUGAAGAGCGACGCGGCGAUGAGGAAUGGCAGCAGCAUGACCCCCGGCUCGUACGACCCCUUCAACAGCGGCGGAGCGAGUUUCGACUCUCCUCCAUACAAGACGGACAUGGGCCCGACUCCCCACGCGUUGUAGUUACAACCGCCACCGCCGCCAACUUCCACCACCAACAGCCACCAAAAAUAGUCAUCAAAUGCCACCAACACCACCACUCAUCACCACUCAAUCCUGCGGCAGCACAUUCGCCGCUCGUUGCAGAAGUUCGCGGUUACAAUUUGACAGACCGCCCUGGUUGACACUCACGUCAGAGUGGUGUAUUUACAUUUUACCUACCCUGGAGGGAUGGGCCGAGUCAGCCCACAACCAGGACUUGAACUCACGACCUUCUGAUUGCGAGCCGCCCGCUCUAGCGCCAAGCUGCCCGCCCGGUGGGUUGGUAUUGCGCUAUCAAACACUCGGCAGUCUACUUCAAAAUGCAGGUCGAAGAUCCUGCGACGUCGUUCAAAGAGAAGCCGGCCGUCGUGUGGCAGCGUCAUGGCCCAACUUGCUAAGUUUGAAAAAAAAGAAUGACCUGGAAACGACUCGGUCGGCAAAUUCGAGAGCGAUCGUCGUCCCACAGCACAGAUGAAGGCUGGCCGUCACCCCAUGACCGGAUGUAUGUGUGUGUAUAUAAAUAAACUCCUAAAAAAUUUUUUUUUUAAACAACGGUUUUAUUAACUUCGUUUAACUCGCGGUCGCCUGCUUUUUGUGCGAGCCGAUUCCACAGUUUAGGGACCGCGGCGUUUUUGGCCUACAAAAAUAUAUAAGCCGCCUAUAAAAAGUGUAAUUGCUUGAAAGAAGGCAAUUAAUUGAUUGAUCCCUAUUUUGAUACAGGCAUGCAAUGUCACCGGACCUGAGUACGUGUGUGCAAAAUGUGGAAUUGAUUGGACAACGGGAAGUCGGCUAACUUUUGAUUACAAGAUUUGACCACGACAAACACGUGAAGUUAAAUAAAACCGUUGAUAAAGUUAACUUCGUGAAAAGACGAGAGCUGGAGUACGAGUUCAUGGCACGCAGUGCGAGUGCAUGACCCCUCGGAGUUGCCGUGUGUAGAAUCGUUGCAUCUCGAGAUGGGACCGCCUACUGCUGCAGUUCAAGUCCAGUGUUUAAACCGUUCUAAGUGGGGGCAGCAUCCCUGAUGUUUUGGAUAUUUAAAGCGUUUCGUUCUGUGCCAGUAUUUUGUGGUGUACAGUGCAACCACGUGGAUUGCUCCCUGUGUUCUGGAGAGCAUGUGCCGUGAAUACAGUCCCCGUGUACAACGCACCACACUCGCAAAGACGCGUAAAUGUUUACAGACUAGUGCGGUAAGACAGCCCCGCCGCUGGAGUUUCUCGAGGGGUUUGUCCGAGGGGCCAGCCCUGUGAAGGUGAUGCCCCAGGGCUGGUUGGGCAGCAGAGGGCAGUGGAGCAACAUCCACUGCACUCUCCUCACGAGUCGAUGGCUCUCCCCCCUUUCCCAAGCUACAACUGACCAAGGUGGACGUAAUUUUUUUGUGAUUUUACCGAAAAAACCUAAGAGUAUGAAUCCUUGCAGUCACGAAAAGCUUCAAAUCUAGAUUUAAAUGGUUAAUUCUGGUACAAUAACACCCACCGUGUGUGGAGGCCCUCAUCCAGCAGUCGAUUCACAAAGGCCUGUACAGUGAUUAAGUCUAACGAAAUAUUUUCUCACUGUACUUUAUUUGAAAAUUAUUUUGCACUUCUCAAAAAGAAACCAAGGAAUCCCCUGAGCCCAACACAUUAGGUCACAACAAUAACCAAAUUGCAAUGUUACAAAUUUCAGAUUAAAUUUUUAAAACAAAUCAACAUUCGCAAACCUUCACCCCACCCCAGAACAUUGAUCUAUGAUCAGACUAACCAGGAUUUAAACUACCCUUGAACUUAGAUUCCCUUUAAACAGCACCAGCCGCCCCAGGAGUGUAACGCCCUCACAAUCCGCCCGCCCCAUUGCCCUCACUUGGGUGGUGGUGGUGCCAUAGCCAUGCAAACGAGGAAGGGAGAACCAACAACGAGGUGCAGAAGAGGGCAUCACGGAACUAUUGCUGAAAUCCCUUCGGCUGGCCUCUAGGCAGACGAGCCACACUCCUUGUAUAGGCCCAGCUCAGGAGUGUUUGUCGUAUGCAAAUCAAGCCAGAUUCUCGGGGCUGGAUAUAUCAUCAUGCAGGCCUGGUCAGGGACUCGCAGAGAGAUGAAGAGUUGCCGUUAUUGCAUGCCAAGCAUUUGUGGGGUGUUUGUUGGCAGGCUUUGAUUUCCUCUCACGAUAAAACGACGCAGACAACAACCUCACUAGAGGAUUGGACCUCGCGUCCAGCCAUCACCACUGCCCUGCCUCA